Messenger RNA from Prosopis cineraria, 1036 nucleotides. RefSeq names its product non-symbiotic hemoglobin-like. Bases 116 to 604 code for a protein of 162 amino acids. Lineage: Eukaryota; Viridiplantae; Streptophyta; Magnoliopsida; Fabales; Fabaceae. Gene Ontology annotation, molecular function: heme binding; oxygen binding. The record is from RefSeq and is a predicted model, not a curated record. The transcript has 4 exons.
CCAUUGCCCUCAAGGGACACUUUCACCUUCCUUAAAUCUCACCGCAACAUCCCCCACUUACCCUCAAACCCCAUAAUUUCUCAACUUCAUUGAUUCCCAUUGGAUUACCCAGAAGAUGAGCCCCUCGGAGGGAAUAUGUUUCACCCAAGAGCAAGAAGACCUCGUGGUGAAGUCAUGGGACGUAAUGAAGAAGAAUUCUGCAGAGAUCGCUCUCAAAUUUUUCUUGAAAAUAUUUGAGAUUGCCCCGUCGGCUCAGAACUUGUUCUCCUUCUUGAGAGAUUCAAAAGUCCCUUUGGAGCAAAACCCGAAGCUCAAGCCUCAUGCUGUGAAUGUCUUUGUCAUGACGUGUGAAUCGGCAGUUCAGCUGCGGAAAGCUGGUAAAGUCACAGUAAGAGAAUCCAACUUGAAAAGAUUGGGCGCUGUUCAUUUCAAAAGCGGUGUGGUGGAUGAGCAUUUUGAGGUUGUGAAGUUUGCACUUUUGGAAACCAUAAAAGAAGCAGUAUCAGAAAUGUGGUUACCAGACAUGAAGGAUGCAUGGGGAGUAGCUUAUGAUCAGCUGGCUGCUGCCAUCAAAGCUGAAAUGAAAGCUUCAUCUUCAUCUUAGACUAUCUCUACAGUUUGCAUGGUCAUUUUCCCUCGAGUUCAAAAAGUUUGAUAGGGUGCCACCUUAAUCAGUCCAGGGUUUCCGAAUUUAUGUCAGUGAGCUAGUGUUUUUGGUCGAAGUGUUUUGAAAUAACAAGAAUCACAUCCAAGGAUCUAACAAGAAAUUCAUUGGUUAACAAUGAUCAAUGUGAAAUAAAUUAUUGCUAAAAUAAGAUCAUGAGCUCUUUUUUUUCUUUGAAAUAAGACUUGUUAUUAGUUCUUAUCUACACAUAAGUUUUUUGUCAAAUCUUUAGAUGUUAUUUUUCCUUUGAAAUAUUAUGUUGUAUGAAUAUGCAUUAUCUUAUUAUCUUCUUUAUGUUGGAAAGCUUGCCUUGAACCACUUUAGAAGAUAAUAAGGAUGUAAUUUUUGUUAGUGAUGUGAUGGCUUUCUUUA